Molecule: messenger RNA, 2127 nt
Organism: Nelumbo nucifera (sacred lotus)
Lineage: Eukaryota; Viridiplantae; Streptophyta; Magnoliopsida; Proteales; Nelumbonaceae
Gene: ALB3
Product: 63 kDa inner membrane family protein
Biological process (GO): thylakoid membrane organization; protein localization to chloroplast; protein insertion into membrane
Cellular component (GO): chloroplast thylakoid membrane
Molecular function (GO): membrane insertase activity
Source: RefSeq, a predicted model, not a curated record
UUGACUCAUAGAUUGUGGUUGUCCCAAAAAAUACGGAUAAUACGUGAAAAAUUUCUUGCCCCUCAUCUCCCUCUCUCCUGCUAGGCUGCUAGUGCUGGUCUGCUAGGUAGACGGCCCGCGUCUUCCGUCUCCACUCUCCCUCCAUCUUCCUCAUGAUAAUCUGAAUUCAGCUGCAGAGGCCUCGAAAAUAUUAAGACCAUGGCGAAAACCCUAAUCUCGUCUCCCAUUCUCACCACUUCCCUUCCCUCCCUAUCUCGCCAUGGCAUCCACAGGUUUCCUCGACGGAGAUUCGGAUAUACCAGUGUGAAAUUCAGCUUACAUGAAGUCCCUCCCCUUCACUCCUUCGAUUCUUCCAUCGAUUUUCAUGGAAUCGUUAGCCGAGCUGAAGGUCUGUUGUACACGCUCGCUGACGCCGCUGUUGCUGUGAAUUCUGGUUCUGAUGGCGCAGCAGCCGGUACGACUGAUGCCGCGGUUCAGAAGAGUGGCGGGUGGUUCGGGUUCAUCUCAGAAGCCAUGGAAUUUGUUUUGAAGGUGCUGAAGGAUGGACUUACAGCUGUACAUGUUCCUUAUGCAUAUGGAUUUGCAAUCAUAUUGCUCACUGUUCUUGUUAAAGUGGCUACACUCCCUUUAACGAAAAAGCAGGUUGAAUCGACAUUGGCAAUGCAAAACCUUCAGCCAAAGAUUAAGGCCAUUCAACAAAGAUAUGCUGGCAAUCAGGAAAGAAUACAACUUGAGACAUCACGUCUCUAUAGGCAAGCUGGCGUGAACCCAUUAGCAGGAUGCUUCCCAACUUUGGCCACGAUACCAGUUUGGAUUGGUUUGUAUCAAGCUCUUUCAAAUGUGGCAAAUGAGGGAUUAUUGACAGAAGGUUUCUUUUGGAUUCCCUCUUUGGGGGGCCCAACCACUAUUGCUGCUCGACAAAGUGGGUCUGGCAUUUCCUGGCUUCUUCCUUUUGUGGAUGGUCAUCCACCAUUGGGUUGGCAUGACACUGCAGCAUACCUUGUUUUACCUGUCCUCCUUGUUAUUUCUCAAUAUGUCUCAAUGGAGCUCAUGAAACCACCUCAGACUGAUGAUCCAGCUCAAAAGAACACGCUUCUCGUUUUCAAGUUCCUUCCACUAAUGAUUGGUUACUUUUCUUUGUCAGUACCAUCGGGAUUGUCAAUUUACUGGUUCACAAACAAUGUUCUCAGCACAGCACAACAAGUAUGGUUACGGAAAUUGGGUGGUGCAAAGCCUGUUGUGAAUGAGAAUGCAAGUGGAAUAAUUAGUGCAGGACGUGCAAAGCGCUCAACUUCUGAUCCAGUACAGACUGGUGAUAGAAGAUUUAGGCAAUCGAAGGAAGAAGAGAGGAAGAAAAAACUAAGCAAGGCUCUGCUAGUUGAAGAGGUUCAGACUAUGGCUUCAUCGGAGUCUGAUGAUGCCUCAGAUGAAAAAACAAUGAAGGAUAAGGAUGAUAAGGUUUUGGAAGAGGCAUAUGCUUCUAGUGGUAGCAAACAGCUUCCAGGUUAUUCAGGGCCAAGGAAGAGCAAGCGAUCAAAGCGGAAGCGUGCUGUAUAAGUGUCAUGUAUAUCAUUCAUUGCGGUGUAGUUUUCUGUGACUAUGGUGGCCAUCUGAAUCUUUCAAUUUUAAAUGAAAGCAAAAAGAAAGAAAGAAAUAAAGAGGGCAGAAAUAGCAGUCCCUUGCGCUGGAACUUGGUGGGUGAAGAAGGGUGAUCAAGCCGGUUUAACAUGGAACCCCUUCAUCCUGCUACCUCAUCUGUUUUGUAAGAAAAUAUAUCAAAAUGACGCUUGAAUGUCCUUGAUAGUGUAGCGUCCUUCCCAAUACCAAAAGCCAUGAUCAGAUAACAAUGACUAAUGUAGCAUGAAGUUAUGCCAAGGCUUCCAGCAUGUUUGCUAAACAGAGAACAUAGUUAUGUGAUUGUGUCAGGGUAAGAGAGAUACUAGCGAAGUUUCUUAUGCUCUCCUUCCUGUGGAAAAACUGGGAAAAAGAACGAAGUUUCAUUUCAUGUUGUAUUUGAUAUGGUAGUAGAAACUUAAGCAAUACUGUUCAUUUAGAACUGCUGAAGUUUUUAUAGUGGUGCAAUGGUCCAAUAAUUAUGUUAAUAUUAAGAUAGAGAAAUUGUUGAAA